GGCAACCUGCAUUACUGUUAAUCUUGUUCGCGAAGAGGACGGUGUCGUUUGUUUCUAAACAAUUGAUAUUGCAACUCCACGAUAUAGCGCAAUUACUCGUCCUCAUAUCCAUUCUCGCCUUUUACUUCCCUCAUCGUUACGGCCAGCAUGCCAUCUAUCCGCGGCCUAAGCUUCCUUCCGGCGCGUUCCUAUCUCGUCCGCCUGCCCCUUUUCACAAGAGCUAUUAUUCUCAUAAUAGCGCUGGUAUGGACUCUCAGUAUACCCAAGCUUUGGGAUCUUCAAGCAUGGGGCGCAUUGAUACCAGAUAAGGUGUCGUUGUUUUCUGCCCACCGCCUAACUACAUUCCCUCUGGUACAUGCGAAUUUCAUCCAUGCAGCUAUGAAUAUCAUUGCUCUUACCCCUUUGAUGGAGCGAUUCGAAAGUGAAUAUGGAACAUUGACUGCACUGGCACUUUUCUUCGGACCCUUGACAACAGUACCCGCCGUUCUGUAUAUCAUCAUAGAGCGAGUAAUCUUGCGAGCAAACACCGCCGUCUUGGGUGCUAGCAUCUGGGUAUUUCUACUUCUAGGGAUGGAAGCGAUCCGAACAUACCGAACGAACCCCCACAUUGUUAUUGCGACGCACCAGAUUCCGACUUGGACGACACCUCUUGUCUUGAUCAUCGUUGUUUGGGCCCUGGUCCCUAAUACGAGUUUGCUUGGCCAUCUCUGCGGCGUUCUCAUCGGCUAUAUUGCUGGACUCGGAUACGUCAAGUACAUUGCACCGCCAGAAUGGGCACUUCGGUGGAUUGAAGGGCGCCUCAACCUUCUUGCCAUUCUCCCACACUAUGUCAGCAUCGAUCAGAAAACAUAUGGACGAUUUGGAGUCUUACCCACUACAAAUCGACCCAGCGGCAGCGCUGCAACUGAGUUGGUUGGCAGUACGCAACGUCUUGGCCCAUGAGCCCUUUAAUCAUAGAUCUUGGAUGGCGUUUUAUCGUAAGAGUUUUCACUCUUUUCAUGCAUUAUACAAACAGAUCGGCACGGCCUGUACGUUUAUUCUAACGCAUCUAUAUAAUGACGGUGUUGCACGGUACUCUGGCGUUAAGUGGGAACAAAAUGUGGCAUAUAGAUUUGCUAGCUGUAGAAACUAAUACCUGUAUUUAACAAGCGCAUUGUAACUUCUACGCCCUUUCCUAGAACGCAGUUGUUUCAACAUGCAGCCAUUCUAAAUAUGCGACUCGUGGAUACUGCUACGAACUGUGGCUAUCAGAGAACCGACCC
[Torrubiella] hemipterigena is the source of this 1262-nucleotide messenger RNA. The record is from the annotation of a GenBank genome assembly. NCBI's taxonomy places the organism in Eukaryota, Fungi, Ascomycota, Sordariomycetes, Hypocreales, Clavicipitaceae.